Chrysoperla carnea is the source of this 1725-nucleotide messenger RNA. It is a transcript of the gene fuss, whose product is annotated as SKI family transcriptional corepressor 1 homolog-B. Gene Ontology annotation, molecular function: DNA-binding transcription factor activity, RNA polymerase II-specific; RNA polymerase II cis-regulatory region sequence-specific DNA binding; SMAD binding. Lineage: Eukaryota; Metazoa; Arthropoda; Insecta; Neuroptera; Chrysopidae. Bases 1 to 1725 code for a protein of 574 amino acids. Gene Ontology annotation, cellular component: transcription regulator complex; nucleus. The record is from RefSeq and is a predicted model, not a curated record. The transcript is spliced from 5 exons. Gene Ontology annotation, biological process: negative regulation of BMP signaling pathway; negative regulation of transcription by RNA polymerase II.
AUGGACAGUUCACAUAUAUCCAAUAAAAAUAGUCGAGAACAAGACUCAAAAUUAAAUUCGCCGAUUUCAAAUGGAAAACCAAAUCAGGUUGGCAGCGUAAUAUUAUAUGGAAUACCAAUUGUGUCUUUAGUCAUCGAAAACCAAGAACGUUUAUGUUUGGCACAAAUAUCGAACACUUUAUUGAAACAAUUCAGUUACAACGAGAUACAUAAUCGUAGAGUUGCAUUGGGUAUUACGUGUGUACAAUGUACACCAGUACAAUUGGAGAUACUACGGCGAGCGGGUGCAAUGCCUGUUUCAUCACGACGUUGUGGAAUGAUUACACGACGUGAGGCUGAACGUUUAUGUAAGAGUUUCCUGGGAGAUAAUGCGCCACCAAGAUUACCCGACGAUUUUGCAUUCUCCGUACACCAUGAAUGUGCUUGGGGGUGUCGUGGUGCAUUCUUACCAUCACGGUAUAAUUCAUCUCGUGCAAAAUGCAUUAAAUGUACAUACUGUGGGCUAUUUUUCUCCCCGAAUAAAUUUAUCUUCCAUUCACAUCGUAUGGGUGGUCCCACCGAUAAAUACGUACAACCAGAUGCAGCAAAUUUUAAUUCAUGGCGACGUCAUAUGAAAUUAAGUGGUACUCCACCGGAUGAGAUAAUUCAUGCAUGGGAAGAUGUUAAGGCAAUGUUUAACGGCGGUACACGAAAACGAUUGUUAUCCACGUCAUCGUCAACACCAUCGUCACGAACACCAUCGAAACAAGCAAAAACAUCUCCAACAAAUGCAACAACAUUUACAGUCCCGUCAAGUCCUGUAAUUCCGGCUCCAGCUCGUGUUCCACCAUUCCCUGAAUUACCAUUACCAAUAUCUCGAAGUUUAGUGAUGGAUUAUAUGUGGCAUAAUCAUCAGAGUAAGCAAUUCUCGUUCCCUCCAUACACAGCCGCGUUACCUUGGUUAAAACGAGGUAAUUCCACUGGUGCACCUUUAUUAUUUCCACCGGAAUCAACUUUGUUGGGUUUUCAUUCGGGUUUAGAGAAAUCCCCUAUGUCUGCGGCGUAUCACCAUCAAUCCGCGUUUCGACCGGUGCAAUCGAUGUUGUUGCAUCAACGUUCGCAACGGAUUGAGGAAGCAGAAACUACGGCUACGAAUAAAAGUGAAUUAAGUGAUGAAGAUGAUGAUGAAGUUGAUAUUGAAACGACUGAUGAUAAAUCUAUUAUAAUUGGAACAGUGCAAUCGGGUUCAGAGAGUCCAUCAUCGUCUAGAUGGAGUCCAAAACAAGAAACGUUAAAUCCAAGCGAUAUUCAAUCAUCACCAGCAAUUUUAACUGAUUUACGUGGUUCCUCAUCAAGUUUAGCACAUUCACCAUUAAAUUUAAGUCCAAAAAGUGACGUAUCCAUAGCUGGUGGUGUGGCCAGUAGCGGGGGUGGAAGUGGGGGUACAAUAAUCACAGCACAUCAUCAAACACCUGCCUCGUUAAUGAUGGCCGAUCGUUUAUGGAGUAUUUCACGGAUUACCCAACAAAUGUCACCAACAAUAGAACGGACAAUUUCACCGCAUCAACAAUUUUUGUAUCAUCAACAGGAACCGAGUUUGAAUCGAAAUCGAGAUCACUCAACGCAUAAUUAUAGUAGCCGUAGUAAUUCACCGAUUUCCGUGAAAGCAUUAGAUUGUACUGCAUGUCAAAAUGUAGUCUGUAAUAACCAUCAAACCAUUGAAAAUAGUACUAAAUUACCCACAUAA